This is a messenger RNA of Mesocestoides corti, 639 nucleotides long. NCBI's taxonomy places the organism in Eukaryota, Metazoa, Platyhelminthes, Cestoda, Cyclophyllidea, Mesocestoididae. The record is from the annotation of a GenBank genome assembly.
AUGUCGUAUUCGUAUAUGUUUAAGUAUAUUAUCAUUGGUGAUACAGGCGUCGGAAAGUCUUGCCUUCUUUUGCAAUUUACCGACAAGCGCUUUCAACCUGUUCACGAUCUUACAAUUGGCGUUGAGUUUGGUGCACGAAUGAUUACUCUCGAUGGAAAACAGAUCAAACUUCAAAUAUGGGAUACGGCUGGACAAGAGACUUUCCGGUCAAUUACACGCUCCUACUACCGAGGGGCAGCUGGGGCUUUGCUUGUUUAUGACAUCACUCGGCGUGAUACUUUCCUACAUUUGGCUCCUUGGUUGGAGGAUGCAAAGCAGAAUUCGAGUUCAAACAUGGUCAUAAUGUUGAUUGGCAACAAGUCAGAUUUGGAAAGUCGUCGAAGUGUACGAAAAGAAGAAGGGGAAGCUUUCGCUCGUGAACACGGGCUUAUUUUCUUGGAAACUUCUGCUAAAACAGCAGCAAAUGUUGAAGAAGCUUUUAUUGAAACUGCAAGGUCAAUAUACGAAAAAAUUCAAGAAGGUGUUCUGGAUUUGAACAACGAGGCCAACGGCAUUAAAAUUGGUCCAAGCAACUACCCUUCGGGAAUUUCAUCUUCAGGUUCAAAUGCGCCCAGAGGAUCAUCGAGUGGUUGCUGUUAA